AGAGAGAGAGCGAGAGAGAGAGAGAGAGAGAGUGAGAGAGAGAGGGCGACAGCGCUGGAGUGGACCAUCAGCUGUGCGUCUCAGCCAGAUGAACCACAGUCCCGGCUCUGCGCUGGGCAGCCAGAGCUUGGGCGCAUGAAUUUGCUGCUUACACUGCUUAUACUCUCUUACUUCUCCUCAUAUUUUUGUUUAACUUUUAUUUUUAAAGACAUUCACGUGUUUGACAUAAUUCACCAUGGUGCUGGGCAAAGUGCGGGCCCUGGCAAUCUACUUUGACUGUUUGAAUGAGAACAAUCUGCCCGUGUUCUCCGGGGGAGAGCUGGUGUCAGGGCGCGUGGUCGUGGAGGUGACCGGGGAUGUGCGGGUGAGGAGUCUGGACAUCACCGCGAGAGGAGUCGCUAAGGUCCGGUGGACAGAGUCGAGAAACGCCGGAGCCAACACGGCUUACACUCAGAAUUACAACGAGGAGGUGGAAUAUUUACACCAUUACGACACUUUGAUAGGAGAGGAGAGAGAUGAAGAUUGUCCAGAGGAAGGUCUGACUGUUCUGCAUGCUGGCCUACACGAGUUUGCUUUCAGCUUCAACCUGCCUCAGAUGGCAUUGGCCACGUCCUUCGAGGGGAAGCAUGGCAGUGUGAGGUACUGGGUUAGAGCUGAGCUGCACCGUCCAUGGCUGCUCCCUGUCAAAGUGAAGAAAGAGUUCAUUGUGUUUGAACACAUCGACAUCAACACACCUCUGCUGUUGGCCCCUCAGGCUGGAACAAAGGAAAAGACUCUGUGCUGCUGGUUCUGUGCUUCAGGCCCGAUCUCCCUGAGUGCUAAGAUUGCACGAAAGGGCUACACACCAGGCGAGUCUAUUCAAAUUUUUGCCGAGGUGGAGAACUGUUCGUCCAGGGUCGUGGUGCCAAAGGCUACCUUGUACCAGACGCAAACUUUCUUUGCCAAAGGCAAGGGCAAACAGAUCCAGCAGCCGGUGUCCAACCUGCGAGGUGACGCCCUGCCACAGGGCAAAAGCCAGAGCUGGGAGGGAAAGCAGCUGAAAAUACCACCAGUGUCCCCCUCCAUCCUAGACUGUCCCAUCAUCAGAGUGGAGUAUGUCCUGGUGGUGUAUGUGGACAUCCCUGGGGGAUUGAACCUGUCUCUCUCUCUCCCGCUGGUGAUCGGGACGAUCCCACUCCACGCCAGCACCACCCGCACCUCAAGCAUCAGCAGCAACUGCAGCACUUUGACGUGGCUCGGCCUGUCCGAGCCUCCCGAGGCUCCGCCAAGCUACAGCGAUCUGGCAAUAUCAGAGUCGCACAGGCAGGAUUGUCUGCAGGGCUGUGAUAGACCUGAGGGGGAGGGAGAGGACCACAGAGCUCUGCUUACGUAUAUCAGAGAGUUCCGAUAUCUGCCCCCGCCAGUCUACUCUGAGGUCGACCCGUACUCAAACCCCGUGGAAGCGUGUGGGGCCACAGAUGUCAGGAGACCCGACACGUGUCCGUCCCGCUGAGGGGAGCUCUCAAACCCCGAAGGCUUCCGCACAAACCAGACACAUAACUCUGGGCUCGCAGGACCACACGGCCAGCUUCUCGCCAGAUUAUAUAUCACUAUAGCUGAGGCUCGACCCUCCCUGAUGCAAGACUGUCAGCUCAAAGAGUAUCAGGUGACCACCGAUGGACGGACCACGGGUAACAAGCCAUGCUGGAUCCUCUAUAUUCUGACGUCACUGUGUGGACUCAGAGGACGGACGCUUCCUCCUGCCUCACUAUGAAUUUUGCACAUAACCAUAACAAGUCUUUUUCUCUCAGUGGCUCUAUUUCCUGCAGAUUCCUCCAGGCCUUUAUGCUUCAGUAGAAUCUGUCCACACGUGUAAACAAAGGUUUACUCUCCUGUGUAAAAUGAUAGUUUGACCUGACGUCAGGUGGAAACUGUCUCUUUUUUGUGAACAUAGCUAAACACAUUAAAAGGGAAGUGGGGAAAGAGGUAGUAACAAGAAGAUAAAGCCGUUUCUGAUCAUUCUGUUCAGAAAACCGUCUCAGAAUGUCCAGCCUUGAGCUCUUAAAGGGAUAGUUCAGGUUGUUUAAAGUGUAGUUUCAUGAUGUUCUGACACAUCCAGCCAGAGAUCUGAUUUAACCACUUCAGUUUAUUGUGUCCUCACUUCAGAAAACCUGAACUAUCACUAUGUGAUGUAUGUAUGUGUGAGUGUGUGUGUGUGUGUGUGUGUGUGUGUACUUGUAUUGGUUAUCUCUUUAGGACCUUUUCUGUCACAAACACUGACCUUGUCAGGACCAGUAGUCCUCAUGGAGACCAAAACCUGGUCCUAAUGAGUCAGAACCUCCUUUCUGAGGAACUGGUUAAGUUUAGGGCUAAUAUUUGAAUUGUAGUUAGGUCAAGGUUUAGACAUUAACCGGUUAUGGUUAAUAACACUUAGUGUAUGCCGUCCUAAAGAAUGGAAGUCAAUGUGGUGUGUGUGUGUGUGUGUGUGUGUGUGUGUGUGUGUGUGUGUGUGUCCAGGUGAAAAUACACACAGGCCCCAAAGAAAAAGCACAAGUCCAUGAACAUACCACAUGUUGCCUGUUGGUGUCUGCGCUGACGUGAAGCUUCUCUCGAUGAACACUUCCCCACACGUGGACGUUAAAGAAGCUUUGUGCUCACAAAACCAAUGACAAAAGUAUACAAGACAAAAUGUUUACAGAUGAAUAUCGAAUUGAGAAUGUUGUUCAAACUCCAUUUCUUCCACCUAAAGUACCAAGUGCAAUAUAUUUUUGUAUUUUGUGAUUCUAUUUUGCACUAGAUUUUCAUAUAUUCUGUUGCUGUUUAUUCCAUUUCUGUGCAUUAUAUAUUAUUGUCAUGAUCAUAUUGCUGUCAUGAUCAACUUUUUAUAAAAAAUAAAAGGUAUAUU
Solea solea (common sole) is the source of this 2884-nucleotide messenger RNA. RefSeq names its product arrestin domain-containing protein 3-like. The record is from RefSeq and is a predicted model, not a curated record. Gene Ontology annotation, cellular component: cytoplasm. The transcript has 8 exons. Gene Ontology annotation, biological process: protein transport. Lineage: Eukaryota; Metazoa; Chordata; Actinopteri; Pleuronectiformes; Soleidae. The coding region runs from base 236 to 1492 and encodes 418 amino acids.